Zea mays is the source of this 1611-nucleotide messenger RNA. Its product is annotated as glycine-rich cell wall structural protein 1.8. The record is from RefSeq and is a predicted model, not a curated record. The transcript is spliced from 8 exons. Gene Ontology annotation, molecular function: RNA binding. Lineage: Eukaryota; Viridiplantae; Streptophyta; Magnoliopsida; Poales; Poaceae. The coding region runs from base 188 to 1255 and encodes 355 amino acids.
CCCGUUCCUAUUUUUCCUAAAGCAGGGGCCGGGCAAACCGUAUUGUUGGCUCCGCCUAGGGUUUUAGCACCUGCCGCCGCAACCUCCCUUCUACUUCUACUGCCGCCGCAACCUCCCCAUCCUUCGAAUCCCAUCCGACCUAACCCCGCAACCCGCCGGACGACGAGUGGCGAGGCCCCCGGCCGAGAUGGACCGGUACCAGAGGGUGGAGCGGCCGCGGAACGAGUCAACCAUCGAGGAGAACGAGAUCCGCAUCACCGCGCAGGGCCUCAUCCGCAACUAUGUCUCCUACGCUACCUCCCUCCUCCAGGAAAGGAGAAUUAAAGAGAUUGUUCUAAAAGCCAUGGGACAGGCAAUCAGUAAAUCUGUAGCUGUUGCAGAGAUUAUCAAGAAAAGGAUCCCUGGGUUACACCAGGAUACCAACAUCAGUUCUGUUAGCAUCACUGAUGUCUGGGAACCCAUAGAAGAAGGCCUUGUCCCAUUGGAGAUGACUCGGCAUGUUUCGAUGAUUUCAAUUACUUUGUCCCCCAGAGAGCUGGACAAGCACACUCCUGGGUACCAAGCUCCAGUGUACAUUGAACAACCAAGGCAACAGCAGGUGCCACCACCACAGCGCCAACCACGCAGACCACCAGCACAAUUCCAGCAGCUGGAGUAUGAAGAUUCUUAUGCACGGGGUCGAGGAAGAGGGCGUGGGCGUGGAAGGGGCUGGGGUAGAGGUGGCUACGGUGGCUAUGGUGGAUAUGGAAACAACCAAGGUGGCUAUCAUCAGGGUGGUGGGUAUUAUGACAAUCAAGGUGGAUAUAAUGGCUAUGAUAAUCAAGGUGGAUAUAGUGGCUAUGAUAAUCAAGGUGGGUAUGGUGGUGGAUAUGGCUAUAACCAAGGCAGAUAUGGGAACUAUCAAGAAAAUGGUGGAUAUAACCGAGGAAGAGGAAGUGGUAUGCGAGGAAGAGGCAAUUGGGGUUACCGAGGAGGUUAUGAAGGUGGCAGGGGCGGUGGCUAUGGAGGUGGCAGGGGCGGUGGAUACGAAGGAGGCAGGGGAGGCGGCUAUGAAGGAGGCAGGGGAGGCGGCUAUGAAGGUGGCAGGGUCUAUGAAGGUGGCAGGGGAGGGGGCUAUGAAGGAGGCAGGGGAGGCGGCUAUGAAGGUGGCAGGGGAGGGGGCUAUGAAGGAGGCAGGGGUGGCAGUGCUCAGGGUGGAAGGGGUUACGGUGGCCGUGGAAGGGGUAGAAUGGGUGGUCGCGGACGAGGGAACUAGUGCAGUUCUGGCGUUUCCUUCAAAAUGCAUGCCUCACCUAUACCAGGGGAAACGACAAGUUAUCUGAGCAUUUUAUGUUUGAAGCCAUGUGACUGUGAGGUCUGUUAUUUUUUCCCCUGAGCGCGAGGUUUGGUUGUGAGCAUAAUGCAUUUGCAAAGUUUUAUCUUGUACGUCAUCCUUCAACGUUUCAAAUUUUAUCAUGUACGUCAUCCUUCAAUGUUUCUGCUGCCAGAGGUUUUCCCAGUGAUCGUUGAGUGCUGAGCAUGUUGUCCAAUGUUCAUGCCUGCAGUAUUAACAGAUGGCCACUCUUUUCCUGUGAAAUUGUUAAUUGCAUUUGAGCAGUUUGUUUUCUUCAA